CUGAGUUUAAAAUAGCCAAGGAGAAGGGGGUAAAUUAUAAGACACGGACACGUCUAAAGAAAAACACGAAUGAAAUGGACAUUUCGGCGUCAACCGUUUGCUUAAAUUGAUUUAAUUCUGAUUUAUUUAUGAAAUGUUUACACGUUUAGUCUCGGGAGAGUUAUUUAUUCUACAAUGGAGACAUUCUCAGUGGUCGACAUGUCUGAGAUUACUGUCGUGCAACUCCGUUAUCGGUCCCGACCGUGGACAGGACCUGUCGAGAGAGGAGCGAACUGUUCCGACCGAACGGACGUGUUCCUCAAACUCACAGGUUCUUUCCCGACCCGAGAAACAGAAACGGGUGUGUAAAGUCAUAUUGGACCGUUUUGACCAACAGUACGGUCAGGAACUUGGCCCCCUAUGGCCGUCUGCAAGGGCUGUGUUGUUGAACCCUGGGUGCUGGCAGUAUGGAGUGAUGCUCAACCGUUUUGCUGCGGUGUCAGAGGUCAAACAACGCCUCCAAGGGCAAGGCUUUGUCAGUCUACUGCCCCACACGGACCUGCCUCUUAACUCCUCUCUCCCCCAGCCUCACCCUGCCUCUCCCACCCAGCCUAGCUCCAUCCCUCACCCCGGUCCUCCUCCUCCCUCCCUUCAGUGUUUCAUCCACCCCUCCCCAGUGCGUUACCCCUCUCCUCCUCACCGCCAGGGCCAGUUGAAACCCUACUACCUGAUGAACGCUGCCUCCCUGCUGCCUGUCUUAGCCCUGGGGGUAGAGGAGGGGGACAGGGUCCUGGAUCUCUGCUCGGCUCCUGGAGGGAAGGCCUUGGCUAUACUACAGACUGCUGACCCAGCUCUGUUGUGUUGUAAUGAAAUGGACCCACACCGACGUGAUUGGCUGGCCAAAACCCUGGAAUCCUUCAUCCCCCAAUCGCUGAGCAGCACUGUCACCGUGUCCAAUCAGGAUGGACGGAACUUUGGGCAGAGUGAAGCCGGAAUGUAUGACAAGGUUCUGCUGGAUGCUCCAUGUUCUAAUGAUCGUAGCUGGCUGUUCUCUGGACCAGGAGGGGAGCAGCAUGGAGCUGGGAGGCUGAGGGAGAGGGCCAGGCUGCCCACACUACAGACACAACUGCUCAGGUCUGCGCUGGCUGCGUUGCGUCCGGGGGGCGUGGCCGUCUACUCCACCUGCACGUUGUCCCGCUCUGAGAACCAGGAAGUGGUGGAGGCGGUCCUAAACACCUGUCCAGGGGUGGAGCUUCAAGACCUGGAGGAGGAGCUAGCCCUUCCGCUCCAGGAACACUUCACCUUCACCCCGUUAGGCCACACCCCCUCGUUAGGCCUCCUUGUGGUUCCACAGCAGGGUCAGACCUGGGGGCCCAUGUUCCUGUCGCGCAUCAAGAGGAUUCACUGAUUGGUUGAUUGACUCGCUGACUUCCUGUCACGCAUCAAGAGGUACUGCCUGCCUGACUGGUCGGUUGGUUGAUUUUCUCGCUGACUUCCUGUCACGCAUUAAGAGGACUCGCUGACUUCCUGUCACGUAUCAAGAGGACGAACUGACUGAGCAUGUCAGACGCUGAGGCUGGUCUUCGAUGGAUUCCACAAUGCAACAUGUUUUCAUGUGACGGCUACUGCUAACGAGCUAACUCUCUAGGGCUUGUGUUCCAAAUGCCACUCUAUAUAUAUAUAGCACACACAAGUAGUGCACUAUAUAGGGAAUAGGGUGCUAUUUAGGAAGCACCCUUUGUCUCACACGCUCUUUGCCCAUGUUCCUAUCUGGCAUCAAGAAGACCCACUGAACUCUUAAAUAAAGGUUACAUAAAAUAAAUAAUGAAUCCCAAUGACCUCUGAAUACCCACAACAGUUGCUGAUACAAAGAAGCAGAGGCGGCUGCUGAUUGGCUGAAUACCCGAGGUGCAUUAUGGUUUGAAUUGUCAACAAAGCAGCAUGACAGAAAUAUGAGGCCAAGUUUUCAAACCUCCUGUAGUUUCUUUGAGAAUAUAUAUAUAUACAUAUAAAACGAUCUUUGCACGAUCCUAUUUCACUUUUGCACGUUAAAAACCGAACGACCACAUCUGCACAUGCUGCCGUUGUCUUGAACAGAUUAGAUGAUGCUACUUAGGAGGAGCAGCUCCUGAUGAACGGGUACACCAGGGAGAACGCAACAAGCAUGUAGAUACAAUAAACUGAAAACACAUUAUCUAACUGGGGAUAGCUAGCUAACAUAAUGUCACUGAGCAUUAUCUAACGGGACAGCUAGCUAACAUAAUGUCACAGAGCAGUAUCUAACUGGGGAUAGCUAGCUAAUGUAA
Molecule: messenger RNA, 2285 nt
Organism: Oncorhynchus mykiss (rainbow trout)
Lineage: Eukaryota; Metazoa; Chordata; Actinopteri; Salmoniformes; Salmonidae
Source: RefSeq, a predicted model, not a curated record